AUGGGGCUUCUUGAUAUUCACCUGAAGCUCAAGGCAUAUCAAAUUCAACGCUUUCUGACUGGAAACAUUGGAAGCAAGAAGAAAUUUCAGGCGGGAAGGAAGCCUGCAUGGAUGAUGCAACUAUCACAUGGCCAUUUCGUUCACGAAAAUAAGGAUGGCUUGGGCUUGGACACGGACUCGGUUGUGAUUCAAAGAGAGCAAAUUCAAGAGCUUGAGCUGUGGCUCUUUGGGGUUUUUGAUGCUCAAGUAGGAGAUAGAGUCACCAAGUACUUGCAAUCGAAUUUGUUUGACAAGAAGCUAAAUGAGUCACAGAUAGUGAGGGAGGCCAAAGAAACAACGAGAAAAGCGUACCUCGGCGCUAGGGCUAAGAUAAGGGAGAGCAAGAAGGUGAUGGAUGGGGAGGCGGUAAUGAAAGUGGGUUUGGCGUCGGUGAUGGUCGUGAAUGGAGAAAAGCUUGUGAUGGGUGACAUGGGUGACCAUAGAGCAGUUGUUUGCAGGAAUGGUGUGGCUAAGCAGACCACAACCAAGCACCAGCAGUCAGCCGAGAGGCAUUGGACUCAAAGAAUCAUCCCAGGUCGGAUGUUAGCAUGGACUUCUAGCAGGGAAGACGCCUCUAAUCAGUCUAAAAGCUCCAAAGUCGCGAUUGGCGUUGAGAGGAUCGACACAAACACCGAAUUCAUCAUACUGGCAAGCUCUGGCAUAUGGGAGGUGAUGAAUAAUCAAGAAGCUGUGAAUCUGGUCAGGCACAUGGAGAGCCCAAAAGAAGCAUCUGAGUGCCUUGCAAAAGAGGCCUUGACCAGGAUGAGCAAAGGCAGCAUUUCUUGCUUGGUGCUUCGCUUCGAAGACUUGUAA
Molecule: messenger RNA, 852 nt
Organism: Syzygium oleosum
Lineage: Eukaryota; Viridiplantae; Streptophyta; Magnoliopsida; Myrtales; Myrtaceae
Product: putative protein phosphatase 2C-like protein 44
Biological process (GO): protein dephosphorylation
Cellular component (GO): nucleus; cytosol
Molecular function (GO): protein serine/threonine phosphatase activity
Source: RefSeq, a predicted model, not a curated record